This is a messenger RNA of Ooceraea biroi (clonal raider ant), 2929 nucleotides long. RefSeq names its product sodium/bile acid cotransporter 7. Gene Ontology annotation, cellular component: plasma membrane. The record is from RefSeq and is a predicted model, not a curated record. Lineage: Eukaryota; Metazoa; Arthropoda; Insecta; Hymenoptera; Formicidae.
UCUUAUCCAUGUUUAUUCUUAUAUUCAUUAUAUUUAUUAAUAUCACUUGCGAGACUAUUCUAGACAACCCCAUACUGUGUAAUAUCUAGACUAUUGACAACAAUUAAUUCAUGUAGCUAGAUCGCGCCGCCAUAUUUGAGAAAGGCGCCAUGAUGCACGCGGGAUGCAUCUGGAUGCAUCGCAUCUACAUAUUCGUGCUUCAUUGCUCGUAACCAUGGUAACGCGUCCUCCAUGUUGAAACCAGCCCCGAUUGAAACCGCGGGAGAGAAAGCACGAAUCGUACCAGUGAAAGACAUCGUGAACGGCGUUAUUGCGACUCGUCAGCAUUGAACGUGACAGGGAAACGAAGAAUAUUAACGAAAUUAAACGAGGAAUGAUACCUCCAAUUGCGAACCGCCAGUGUUGUACAAUCGCCAACUAACGUUAACCUCCAGUGUUGUAAAUAAUUCUGCAUGUUAUUAAGUUUACGAAGCUCCUUUGUAAUUCGAGCUCACGAAUCUAGAUUCACGAUAGCUGCUCUAUCACUAUAUUAUAUAUUCUUAUAUAUUAUUUAUAGCGUUAUACUUUAUCGAGUAGACAGACAUGGCAACGCGCAAUUUAUACGAUAGCGUGCGACAUAGUGCAUGUAACAUUGCGUAAUCGAGUACUGCAUUGAAACUGCCGAAUAAAUAAAUUUGUAUAUAAAAGGAGACCUGUUGUGUUUAAUCAGCACUACUUCAACUCCUUGAAUGUACUGCGAAGAUUUUUCUCCAUUUCUUAUAAGUAAGCUUUCUUCACGAUCGUUCCUUACUUUCAGAUAUAUUUGAGUAGCCUUAUAUAUCUUCAUAUAGCACAGCGAGGCGACAGAAGUGUGAUAGACAUUGCACAGUCAACAAAAUUAGAGCGCAUGUGCUUCCAAACUAGUCAUCAAACUGGGCACAUGUUCACGCAUCUUCAUCUAAGAAUCAUUACUGUUGCAAUAAUUUCUUUUUCUGAAAUAAAAAUCUCAAUACAGUCAGCUGAAAGCUGUAUUAGCGUUAUCUUAGCUGUUUACGUUGCAAUUAUCGUGUCGAUUAGCUGUUAGAUCAUAUGCCUACGUACUCUGCUCAGGACGCAUGAGUUUGAUAGCGUUAGCAUUGACAUUCCAGAAUUGCAAGAUCGCUCUUCUCACUUCAUUGCCAGUUUCUCUAGAGCCUGAAAGCUUAAUUUUCACGCAUGCUUCUUUAGGUGCACGCCUCAGAAUAAUUAAAAGAAAAUGUGUGUAAAAUUCACUCAGCUCGACCUGCAACCGCGAAAGAAAGACAAUCUCCUCCACCGAUACGGAUACGUGCUGCUAAUGCUCGCGUGCAUGGUACUUGCAUCUAUGCAGCCGCACAUUGGUGGAACAAAUGGCAUAAUUAACGGUAACUUAAUUAUUUGUUACUUCGCUGUGCCUUUAACAUAUUUAGAAGCGGGAUUGCUGUGCGAUCCCAAGUCUCUCUACUCGACGUUGAGGGACGGCUAUCUCCUAGCGUUUGUCAUGACCUUCGUGUACAUCUUGAUGCCCUUUUUAGCACGGAUCGGGACCUAUCUGCUAACUUACGCGAAAGUUAACGUGUGGUUACUCAAAGGGAUAGAGGUGCUUUACUGUAUGCCACCACCGUUCAGCACGGGACUCGCUCUGUGCCGUUUGGCACGCGCCGAUUUGCCUACGAGCGUGAUUACCACGCUAGUGUCGCACUUUGGGGGACUGUUCUUGUCUCCUCUUUUGCUAUAUCUCAUGCUGGGGACGUCCACUCCGCCGCUGGUCGGUAUCAACGUCAAGGAAACCGUGUACAGCACUCUCGUCCCACUGGCCACCGGUAUCGCGCUACGGUCGUACGUACUGAAGGACAGGCACCUGAGCAUCAGCACGGGCUGGCUCUCCCAAGUGCUGCUGCUGGCGAUAGCGUAUCAGUGGUUCUGUGACGCCGUCCUAGUGGAUGCCUCGUCCCUGCAAGCGGUGGACAUACUGUACUGCGUACUUAUCGGUAAGCCAUCCUGUCCAUCCUCAUCCGAAUGCUUCAUCGAUGGAACUUUCGCGGAAACGCACGUUCAACCGCGUGUGUCUCUUCAAGCGUGCGUGGGCCAGCUGCUGCUCAGCAGCCUCUGUUGGAUCCUGUGCUCUCAGUGGCUGCCACGGAACAUCCUGCUGGCCGCGCUGUUCACCAGCACGCACAAAUCCGUCGGUCUCGGCGGGUGGAUCCUGCGCGGCGCGUACCACGGCUCGGCCUACGGGCCGGCGGUGAACCUGCCGUUGACGAUACUGCCGGUGGCGCAGUUGUUGCUGGGUAGCUUGCUGGCCAGCUGGCUGGCACCGUGAGAACUUUGGGCUGGUUUCACAUCUCCAUUUCUUUCCUUCAAGCUGUUUAUUCAGGCUUAUAAUGAGAAGCAUAAUUUGGUAACAAUUGAUCUAUCUUGGCACCGUUUCUCAAGUAGAGUAUCCUUAGGCCGCCGCAGCGUUCACGUUGUCUCUCGGAACGUAACUGGUAGUUAAACGCAAUUUGCACAAAGUUACCGCGUAACGUUGUAUUUAGAAUUUCGUUACUGCGUGUGAUUCGAUACUUACCUUGAGACUGGAUGGAAUGGUUUUCGCAAUGGCGUAAUAAUAAUUAGUUAAUAUACCGCUCUUUCGGAUCGAGAGAAUUUUUCUAAUGAAUAAGGCGCGAGAUAUGUCAUGGUAAUUUUCAGCAAUCUGCUUCAUUGACACUCUUGUUGGAAAAGAACAGCGAGGAAUGAUACAUUGUACUGCUCAUUAUUAUAAGAACUGUUUUAAAUAUAGAUACAAUAGGUAAGAGUCAACAGCCAGAGCCAAUCGAGUGAAGUGUUAUGCGACUUAUCUGGUGGAUCAUACAAUAUGUAUAUAUGUAUAUACCUAUUAUUAGUAUCGUACAAGAUACAAAUAUAGUUUCUUCAUUUUCGAAUGAAAAAA